CUUGCAAAUUAAUUUUGGCGUUGCAAGAUAAAACUUGAAAAUGGCUGUACUCAACGAUUUCAGAAAGAAGUUUAUUCUUCAAUGUAUAGAAAACUUCUUUGAUAUCUCCAACAAAGAAGACUUAUUCCUUGAUAAUAAUGCUCUAGAAAAAUUUUUGAAUGACCAAUUUUGCCUCAUAUUUUGUGUCCGACGUGUUCCUGAAGCGAGUAUUGAUGGUCAUCGAAUCACGUUUUCGAACGAGGUCUCCUGCAAACACACCGACCAACUGAUCGUAUUUGUCAAAAACAGAGCAGAAGAGCUCACUGCAGAUAAUUUGCACACUUUGAUAAGCACUACCACCAUCGGAGGUGGAGCAGUGUCAUCAUUUCUGCACAGCAUUCAAAACAUUUACAUACCCGCAAUACUGCAAGGAAAUGACGGGCAGAAAAAAGUGAGUUCAAAAAUAAAGGAAGCGCUGGUGCAGCUUGAGACAAACUUGAAAGGUGAAAUUCAAGCAAUCGAGGCUAUAGCUGGAGUUGAAACUGUUGCAGAUGAAAUCGCUUUUUGGAAAAAUGUGCCAAAGUCUGCAAAUAUUUUAAAAAUAUUAGUCCCGUUUGAAAAAGAGACAAACUUAUUGCGCACUUCUGCAUCUUUGACGGACGUAGAGGACAUGCUUGACGCGGCGCAUGACGUCAUGGACGAGCUGUGGAAUGAGGAAAGUCCUGCUUUCCCUCAAAGUAGAAUGGAAAAUUUGCUUCAAAUAGUUGCGAACGGCGUGGUAAAAUAUUUGCAAAACCACUUGACACAAAUUCAAGUGUGGCGCAACCCUUUUGAGAAGGUCACUCCAACUUUAAUUCAGGCAAUUUCCGCUUCUAAAAGAUGGAUUGAAUCUUGCAAUAAAUUGACAUCGUUUUUCUGGCAAAACCAUACCAACCACAGAUGGACAGGGCAGCCUUUGACACCUCAUUUACUCUCAAAAUUCGUUGCCAGAUUAGACGAGAUUAAUGCAAUUAGAUCAGUUCAUCACCAUCUUAAAUGUUUUCUGCCGGACGAUGAAAAUAUACAUGUCAAGAAUGAGGACGCUUUCAUAAUGUUCCAUGGAGUUGAUGCAUUUCACUGCAACACUUUUGUUGACGAAAAGUGGAAAAAUGCCGUAGCCCAGUUUGAGCAAACUGUAUCCUCGUUAGAAGAACGCGUUGCUGUCAAAUUAAAAAUGCUUCUCACACAACAAGGCUCUCACGCGAUGCAGUCGAUCCACACAAUGAAGAAUAUGGAGGAAUUAUUUUCGCGGCCUUACAUUUUGCAACUCCUCACAAGCCAAAGAGAGUCUCUUUUGGCGGAACUAAAUAGAUCAAUUGAAGAUACGAACAAAGAAACAAGAAUUCAACAGUCGCAUCUUGUGAAUAGCAAUGCUGUAGAAGUCAUUAAGUGGAUAAAGCAAAAUGAAGCCAUUAUUCUGGACAUUCAAACGGCCAGCAAAAAGUUUUUUCCAGAUUUAUCUGGUUUUAAAAACUUGGAGUCGGAAGUUGAAAAUUUGCUGAAAUCUUUAAGGGAGCUCAACGCAAACGCUUUUAACAUGUGGUCACGGACUAAACUGGCAGCUCUCUCAAACGCAACCCUUGGUUUUAACGCUGACAAACCAGUGGUGCAGUUCGACAAAGUUACCAAACUGAUGGUGGUUACAUACAAUCCAGAUCUAGAUAAUCUCAUUCGAGAAUCAAGACAGCUGACAGUUCUGGGUCACGUUAUUCCCGACCAAAUUAAAAAGGCAGCAGAGCAAGCAAGAAAGUUCAUGCGCCAAGCGAAAAACUUAGAUAAGAUUUGCAACUUCCACAACACAAUCGGAGACCAAAUGAUCCCGAGUCAGCGACCAAUGAUGCUUGAGGCGGCUUUUGCUCUUUCUCAGCUUGUCCAAAAAGAGACGCAAGUCACUUGGGUCAAUCCAGUCGCUGUUGACGAGUAUAUUGACAAGCUGCAAACUGCAGUUGAAAAGCUGUCGACCCAAAAUACACUUCUUUCCGGAUUCCAUUCUGUUAUUAAGAACAAAGUCAUGUACUUGAUGACAGUCAACUUGUUGAAAAAUCAGGGCCAAUGGAAAGGCGCGAUCAGGGAGAUAAAAGAGAUUUUUAAGCAGGUGGAAGCAAAGAAUUUCUCCAAUAUGAAGGCGUGGAAACUUCACUGGGACCACCAAAUUUACAAAGCGCUCGAGUUUCAGUACAAACUAUGCGUAGAGUCACUUAGUGAACACAUUCAAGAAAUUCGAGUUGAACUAGUUUACAGGCAGCAAAAGUUGCAAUUUCAACCUCCCUUUGAAGAAAUACGACUGAUUUAUUACAACCAAUUAAAAAAGCUCAUGUCGAUUCCCGUGCAGUUCAAAGGAAUUGAUGGUACCGACAACACUUUAUUCAUCGGAAUAGUUGAAAGGAAUGGAAACUUACUCAAACCUUUAUAUGAGCGGGCGGAGGAAUUAUUUGCUAAACUUAAAGCAGUGGUGACAAAGUUUGAGCGAUGGGUUGCUCUUGGAAGUGUUGACCUGCACCAAAUGGCAGAGCAAAAUUUGCUGAUGGCGGACGAUUGGGACAAAAACUUCAAAAGCUCAAAAGCCUGGGCACAAGAAAUUGGAAGAUUUACAAAUUUGGAGGAGAAAAUUGAGUGCUUUGCCGUCAGCAUAUUGCCUGUGCGUGCCGAGGCAGAAAUGCAUAACAGACGCUACUGGGACAUUUUGACAACUACAUUGAGGGAUGCUAUAAAUAAUGACGCACUCAAAAUUCAAUCCUUUGCCAUGGAUGGAAUUAAUGUUCUUCGGCAGCAGCCAGCCACUGCUGGUGAGCUUAGCAGGGCCACAGUUCAGUACUCAGAGUUGUUGAAUAAAACACCUGACAUGGUAAAAGCGUAUGAUGAAGCAAGAAAGAAAAACAGAAUUUUGGCAAAUUGGACAAGAGAAAAAAUUAACACUUUGGACGAAGUGUCCUCGGUUUGGCAAAGUUUCCAGCUUGUGCUUGGAAACAGGGAAUCUGUUAUGGAGGAGCAGAUAAACAAUAUAAAAAUACAACUGAAUGAGAGGCUUAAAGAACUUUCAGAGGACACGGAAAAGUUCUGGGAGCGUUGGAAAUUGUCAAGACCAAAUGACAGUAAAAUUGGAGGCUCUGUUUUGUUGAAAGAAACAUUUGAUAAUAUAGCCGCAAAAAGAAAAGAGUGGAUUUAUCUGAAGGAAAAAAGAGACGAACUCAAAGCCGAGUUGGACGCGUUUGGUCUUUCAGAUAGCGAUGUUCCUGAUUGGGCUGAAAUUGAGAGCGACGUCCAAUCUCAUGAAACAACGUGGAGUCUUUUAAGCGAAUUUCAAAAUGGCAUUGAAAAAUUUAGCGAAGAGGAGUGGAUUGUAUUUAAAAACAGGACAAACAAAUUUGAUGAAUUUUUAUUAGAGUGGGAGCAAAAAAUUGACGAGCAAAUUUCUACUGGGCACUCCAUGCCACUCAUAUCACACAUUCACAAAGAAAUCAAAACUUACAUGGAUAUGGCACCUGGACUAAGAUUAUUGAAGGGCGAUAUGUUCAGUGAAAAGCAAUGGGCAACCAUGCUCGAAUUAAUUGGUAUUCGCUACCAAUCAAUAGAAAUUAUAAAGUUCAGGGAGUUUUUACUGGCCAAGGAACAAAUUAUACUAAACAUGGAACAAAUCAAGAGUUUGAUUGCUCAAGCCGCGAGUGAAAUCGUAAUCAGACAAGCACUGAGUGAGCUCAAUACUUGGGAGAUUGAGGCGAAAUUUACAUUUUUUGAGCACACUGAUUCUCAAGGCAAAAUGCUUUUGUUGGUCCAAGAUUUUAAAGAGAUUCUCAGCAAGGUUGGAGAUAACCAAUGUCUGCUACAAUCGAUCAAAAGUUCACCAAACUUUGAGAGCUUCAAGGACCAGUCGACCUUAUGGGAAAAUAGACUAUCCACCUUGGACGAGUGUUUGCGUAAUCUCUCUCAAAUCCAGAGAAAGUGGCUUUAUUUGGAGCCAAUUUUCGGCGCAGGGACGUUAGCAAGCGACAAAGCGAGGUUUCACAGAGUAGACGUCGAUUUUCGGAACAUCGCAGUGGAAAUUUCAAGGGAGAAAAAAGUAAUCUCACUUUGCCGGCGGGCUGGUUUGCCGAGGCUGCUCAGCAGCUUAAUCGACCAGCUCGAGAGAUGUCAAAAAAGUUUAAACGACUUCUUAGAAGAAAAAAGAUCAGCAUUUCCGCGCUUUUAUUUCAUUGGUGAUGACGACUUGCUGGAAAUCUUGGGCCAAUCCACAAAGGAAAAAGUCAUACAAGCGCAUCUAAAAAAGCUCUUUUCCGGCAUUCACAAUGUGGAUUUUGCUGAGGAUAAAAAGAGCAUAGUUGCUUUGAGGUCGUUGCAAGGUGAAGUGGUCCCUCUCAAAAGAGGGGUGCAUUUGCAGGAAAAUGUUGAACGUUGGUUGAGUCAGCUAGGAGAUGAAAUGAAAAAUACGCUUCAAGAGCUGCUGUUAAAAUGUAAUGAAGAGAGCAAAAGAUCUGAAUCCGGCCCAAACAUUUCAAAUUAUCCGUCGCAAAUACUUUGCUUGUCAGAAGAAAUACUUUUCACGCAUCAAUGUGAAUCCGCUAUUUCAAACAACAGACUUAGCAGCUUUAGAAAAUCUUUGAAAUCUAGAUUAGAAGGAUUGACGAGUUUUGUGACGAAGAGUGAUGCUGAGUAUUCAAAAGUACUGAUUUUAAAGAUCAGAGCUUUGAUUAUGGUUCUCAUCCAUAACAUCGCUGUUGUUGAUUAUUUAAUUAACGCAAACAGCGGUGUCUCGAUUGACUCAUGGGAAUGGCAAAAACAACUAAGAUAUUAUCAAAACUCCGAUGGAUCGACCACUGUAAAAAUGGUAGACGCGGAGUUCAAAUACACGUUUGAAUACUUGGGCAACGCACCUUUAUUGGUUCACACGCCGCUUACAGAUAAAUGUUACCUCACAUUAACACAGGCGAUGCACAUGGGCCUCGGAGGAAAUCCAGUUGGCCCAGCGGGGACUGGAAAAACGGAAUCGGUUAAAGCACUUGGCGGACUUAUAGGGAGACAAGUUUUAGUUUUUAACUGCGAUGAGGGAAUUGAUAUGAAAUCAAUGGCACGCAUUUUUGUCGGCCUGGUGAAAUGCGGUGCUUGGGGUUGUUUUGACGAAUUCAACCGAUUAGAAGAGGCAACCCUAUCAGCAAUUUCAAUGCAAAUUCAGUCUAUUCAAAGUGCACUGAAAACAAAACAAAACUCAGUAACAUUGAUGGGAGAAGCAGUCAGCCUUGAUAGAAAUGCUGGGAUAUUUGUAACAAUGAAUCCCGUGGGCAAAAGCUACAAGGGUCGCCAACGUCUGCCAGAUAAUCUGAAGCAAUUAUUCAGACCUGUCGUCAUGGCCCAGCCAGACAGCGAAUUAAUUGCCGAAGUGUUGCUUUACGCGGAAGGUUUUCAGCACGCCGCUGAGAUAGGAAAAAAACUUGUGGAAGUGUUUAAUUUGUCAAGUCGCUUGCUCAGUCAACAGCAACACUACGAUUGGGGUCUACGUGCUUUGAAAACAGUCUUGCACGGUUGUGGAUCUGCUCUGAAAGAAGCUAAAAAUUUAAAUGACGACGAAAGAGAUGCAAAAAGCGAAUCCGAGCUUGCCGUCCGAGCGCUGAGAUUAAAUACGCUCUCCAAACUGACAAGUGCGGACAGUACACAUUUUGACGCCCUCGUCAAAGAUGUGUUUCCAAGUGUCAGUUUAAUCGAAAUGCAAAACGAGAAACUGGUUGGGGCGCUCAAAAAGAGUUAUGAGCAACUGCAUUUGGUGGAAAAUUCAAAACAGAUUAAGAAAUGCUUGGAAUUGUAUGAACAGCUUCUGCAAAGAAUGGGCGUAGUUAUUGUAGGUCCAUCUGGCUCGGGGAAAACAACAGUUUGCUGCCUCUUGAGUCAUGCACUCAGUCAGCUGGGUCAAAUUGUUCGGCAACACACUAUAAACCCAAAGGCAAUGUCACGCGCUCAACUAUUGGGGUAUGUUGACCCCGAUACAAGACAGUGGCACGAUGGAGUUUUAACAAUCAGUGCUCAGCAAGUGUAUAAUGAGCCAUUGGAAAUAACGUCGUGGAUUGUUUGUGACGGUGACGUUGAUCCUGAAUGGGUCGAGUCUCUGAACUCAGUUUUGGAUGACAACCGACUGCUGACUUUACCCUCAGGCUGGAGAAUUCAGUUUGGGCCAAACGUCAAUUUUUUAUUUGAAACACACGAUUUGAGUCAUGCUUCGCCAGCCACUAUAUCGCGAAUGGGCAUGAUUUUGAUGAGCGAGGACGACGUUGAUAUGAAACACUUAAUGGCUGUAUGGAAAAAGCAAAAUCAAAUUGUAGACGAAAUGUUAUCAGAUUGGCUUGAUGAAUACUUUUUUAAAGCUGUUAAAUGGAUUCUCUCAAAUGGUGAAUUUGCCAUUCCUUGGCCAAAAAUUGGCCUUGUGCGGACAGGCCUGUCACAAAUGUUCAACGUGAAGAGCAAAGGGCAGUUUACGUGUGCGCUAAUCAAAGGACUCGGCUCAAAUUUAACAGAAGCAAGCAGACAAGCUUUUGCGACCAAAGUUUUUGAGUGGACAGGAGAAAUUUUGGCCGAUCCAAGUCGGGUUUUGCUGAGUUAUUAUAAUGAAUUGCAAGACUGCAUUGAUACUCAUUACUCUGAAGAUUUCGUUAAAGAUCAUCAAGAAAAAACGGUGAUAACAGCCUACGGGAAAACAAUUCUUGACCAUUUGAAUGCUUGGUUUGAAGAAGACCAUAAAAAAUCAUUUCUGCUUGUCGGCCCGCCAGGUUGCGGAAAAAAUGCUCUAAUGCAAUAUUACUUUUCACAAAUGCGGUCAAUUGACGUAGCAGAGAUACACUGCAGUGCGCAAAUCACGCCGCAACAUGUUUUGCAAAAGUUGAAACAGGUUACAAUAACAACAUCAAGUAUAAGUGGAAGAGUUAUUAGACCAAAAAAUGCUGAGCAUCUCGUUCUCUACUUCCGAGAUUUGAAUUUAGCAAAGCCAGACGAUUGGGGCACAAACAUGCUCAUCUCGUUCCUCCAACAAGUGCAGUCGUAUCGAGGGUUCUUUGACGAAAAUCUUGAAUGGGUAGGAGUUGAAGGAAUACAAAUCGUUGGAACGCUUUCAAAUGGAAAUUCUUCAAAAUCGUUCAAUUUGUCGCCGAGGUUUAUGUCACUUGUUGCGGUUUUGGCAAUGAGAUACGCAGAUAAUCAAGACUUGCAGCAUAUUUAUGGCAGCCUUCUGACCCAGAGUUUAAGUGAAACUCUACCAGAAUUAAAUUUGUGGCAAUCCUCUGGGAAGUUAAAUACACUGAUUGACACAAUGAUCAACAUCUACACAGAAAUCUCAACAACUUUUACAUCGAUGCAACAAAGCCAUUAUUUGAUAACUCCGUAUUUCCUCACAAAAUGGUGUUUAAAUUUGAGCAGAUACUCCUUUGCAAGCGGAGCAGAGCUUGUUGACUCUGUAUUGCUGGCCAUGGUCCAUGAAGUCAUGCGGAUAUUCGGUGACAUGCUUACAAACAAAGAGGACAAGGAAAAAUUGGAGCUUUUGACAAAAAACGUCAUAGAAGAGAAAUGGAACAAAUCAUCAUCAGCAAUAAUGGAAAAAAUUAAAAAUAAUUUCUUUGUAACUCUCGGAGGAUCAAAAAAAGGAAAAUGUGAUCAAACUUCUAAGCAACUGGGGCGCCUCAGCCACUCUGAUUGGAGUGCGGUGGUUGACAAGUAUUUGAACCAAUAUGCGAAAGAAGAGCAAGGAGUAGAAAUAGUAAUCACGCAAGACUUUUUACAAAGUGUCGCGAGGAUUGAUCGAGUUUUAAGCUCCUCUCGUGGGUCGUUGCUGCUGUGUGGAAAAACGGGGUCUGGUCGGAAAACUGCCGUCCGACUAGUGUCCCUAAUUCAUGGCUCAAAAUUUGUUACUCUGAACGUAACAACCGAUUAUUCCGUCAAAAGCAUUAAAAAAGAAUUAAAGACGGCCAUUCACUGCGCUGCAUUGGAAGGGGAGCAAGUAAAUUUGCUUAUCGAAGACUACCAACUCAAGGAGCCUGCAUUUUUGGAUGUGAUCAACAGUUUGCUAGCGUCUGGUGAAAUCCCAGGACUUUACGCAAGUGACGAAUUAGAGUCGAUGAUGGGCACUCUGCGAGAAAUGGCUUCACAAGAUGGAUAUAUAGGAAGCCUUACAACCUACUUCGCGGAAAGAGUAAAAAAUAACUUGCAUGUGAUACUUGUAAUGGACUCUGGAGAUCCAAAUUUGAUUCAAAAUUGCGAGAGCAACCCAGCCAUUUACAAGUAUUGUACAAUUCAUUGGAGUGAUUAUUGGUUAGAGGAGAGCAUGACAAAAAUUUCCCAACAAAUUCUUACGACGUCUAGUGAAAUAUUAAAAGAUGAUGACGAAAUACAUUCGCACUUGCUCACUAUCCACAAAAGUGCACUUUCUUCGCUAGCAAAUCCAUACCGAUUUGUGUCGUUCGUUCGACUAUACCAUCACAUUUUCGUGCAAAAGAAAGAGGGAAUUCACAAAAGAAAAGAGAAAUUGAGUGCCGGCAUCGCGAAACUGACUGAGGCGCAGAAUGUGGUGAAGGAGCUGCGUGGAAAAGCAGAGAGACAAGAAAAAGAGCUUGCCCAUAAGCAAGCGGAAGCUUCCGCUGCCCUAAACAUGAUUUCCGAAACCAUGCAAGGCGCCAACACGCAAAAGGCAGAAAUGGAGACUUUGAAGACGCAGACAGUCAAGGAAAACGAGCAUCUGCUGGUCAGAAAAAAGGAAAUCGACAUGGAACUGGCAGAAAUCGAGCCUUUGGUGCAAGAAGCGCAGGCGGCUGUGGGAAAUAUUAAAACUGAAUCUUUGUCUGAAAUUCGGUCCCUCAGAGCACCGCCCGAGGUCAUCAGGGACAUUCUUGAGGGCGUUCUAAGGCUCAUGGGCAUUCAGGACACCUCUUGGAAUAGCAUGAAAAUUUUCUUAGCAAAACGAGGUGUAAAAGAAGAUAUCAAAACUUUCAAUGCCAGGAACAUUUCUGUUGACAGCAGAGUGGCUGUGGAGAAAUUGUUGAAAACGAAAAAGGAGUCGUUCGAAGAAAAAAAUGCGAAGCGGGCGUCUGUGGCCGCAGCGCCCUUGGCCUCUUGGGUGAUGGCGAAUGUAAAAUAUGCGGUGGUGCUUGAAAAAAUUAGACCAUUGGAAAGGGAGCAAGACAAAUUACAAAGAAAUAUGAAUGCAUUUGAAGCAAACAUAGGAAAAAUAAGCUCCGACUUGACCAAUGUGAACGAUCGCGUUGCUGAGUUAAAGGAAAAAUUGAACACUUUCACAAAGGAAGCUGCUGAAAUUGAGAUUCAUCUCACAAAAGCUAAGGAUACUUUGAAAGCCGCCGAAACUCUAGUGGGCAAACUCAUUGAUGAAUAUGAAAGAUGGAAAAGCCAGCUUCUAGAACUAUCUGACGACUUAAUAUCUUUACCCAUAAAAGCACUCAUCGCGGCAGCGUUUAUAAUAUACCUGCCAGCUCUUCCCGAGGAGCAACGAAGAGAAUCAUUGAAUUAUUGGAAGUCAAUAUUGAAAUUAGAGGAUUUUUCUUUGCAGUCUUUUUUGGCGACAGAGCAGCAAAUUCUUGUUUGGCAGUCAGAAAAUUUGCCAACAGAUGCAGUUUCCAUUGAAAACGCAAUUUCAACUUUGAACUCCAAGAUCAGGCCGUUAAUAAUUGACCCAACCUCUAAAGCCCUUGACUGGAUUCAGGAAAAUUUAAAAAGCAACACAGUUGAAGUUCUUGCCCAAAGUAAUGAGCGUUUUGCUACUUUGCUGGAGCUGGCUGUCAGAUUUGGAAAGGCUUUAGUAAUUCCAGAGGUAGACACAAUCAACCCAAUUUUAGUUCCUCUUAUAAAAGAGCAAUUCAUACACCAAGGUGCUCGAUGCAUGGUAAAAAUCGGCGAAAAACUCGUUGAUUACAACAAGGAUUUUCAGCUUUUCCUCGUGAGCAGAAACACCAGUCCACAUAUUUGCCAAAGUGUGGCAGCAGCCUUAACGGCAGUUAACUUUUCCACAACCCCGGCUGGUCUUUCGGAACAACUCUUAAGCAGCGCAUUAAAGCACGAUAAACCAGAGUUGGAAGUAAGACGCGGGGAACUGUUGAGAGAGGAGGAGAAGAAGAGAACGGAGUUGGAAAAACUGCAGGAAAAUUUGCUCGUUGAGCUAUCGUCGGCCCAGGGGGAUUUGCUCGAAAACAAAGAGCUUCUGAGUUCUUUGAAUGAGACCAAGGCAAGCAGCAUUGCUAUUUCCAACUCGCUACAGGAAUCGGGCAAAUUAAAGGAAAGCUUGCAAUCAGAAAGAGAGCUCUAUCGUCCGCUCGCAGAGUUUGCGAGCACUUUUUACUUUGCGAUUGCAAAAUUAUCGACUGUGAACGUUAUUUACAAUUUUUCCGUUUCUUUUUAUCUCAACUUGUUCAAUACUGCCUUGGAACAAACUGACAUCGAUGAAGAAACAGGCGAGCGCAUAAAAAGUGUAAAAAGACGCUUGACGCAACUCGUUUUUGAAAAGGUUGGCCGAUCCCUGUUCAAAAGUGACAUGAUUAUGUUUUCCAUGCACGCUGUACAUGCCAUUAUGCCAGAAUUAAUUCCCGAAGAGGAGUGGCUGUUAUUUAUUGGUCGGUCAACAGGAGACAUCAAAGAAUACGAAGUUCCCUCUUGGAUAAGUAAAGAACGCCACGGACAAGUAAAAAUGUUCAUUAGCAAUUUGCCUUCAAUAGGCACUCAAUUGAAUUUAGACGACCAAAAUGCAUGGAAGACGUUCAUGCAAAGCGCAGAAUGCGAAAGCAAUUUCCCUAGUCACACGCAAAAUUUGUCGCUUUUUGAAAAACUGCUCAUUAUACAAAUUUUGCGGCCUGACCGAUUAAGAACCAUGAUGAUUUUAUUUGCGCAAAGUUCACUGGGUCUCUCGGAUAUUUUCCCAAGCGCUUUGAGUCUCAAGAAACUUCUAGGAGAAACACAACCUGCCGAGCCAAUUUUACUUUUAUCACUGCCAGGAACCGAUCCUUCAAUUGAACUGAAAUCACUGGCGAGCAAUACAAUCGGGCAAAAUGCAUUCCAUGAAGUUGCUUUGGGCGAGGGGCAAAUUGAAGUGGCCGAAGCUUUGUUGGAAGACGCGUCGAUCAAUGGACACUGGUUGUGUCUGAAAAAUCUGCACCUAGUGUGCAAGUGGCUGCCCACUUUGGAAGCAAAACUGAAAUCGCUGCAGCCGCAUCAGGACUUCAGAUUGUGGCUCACGUGCCAACCACACCCGAAUUUGCCACCGGUUUUUCUCAAAUCGUGUUUGAAGAUUAUUUACGAGGCUCCGCAGGGCAUGAAGAGAAACUUGCAGCGGACGUUUGCUGGCUGGGGUCGAGAGGUCAUUGAAGCACCAAGCAAGCAGCCAGUUUUGCGCGCCCAGAUGCUUUUCGCUCUGGCCUGGCUGCACGCAGUCCUGCUUGAAAGAGCAACCUACGUGCCGCAGGGCUGGAGCGAGGCAUACGAUUUCAGCGAUGCCGAUCUCAAAGCUGCAACAUAUGUCGUAGAAACUUUAAUUAGCAGUGGUAGCAUCAAAUGGGAGUACAUUUACGGCCUGUUUGAAAACGUAGUUUAUGGUGGAAGAGUGAAAAACGAAUUUGAUAUGAAAGUCUUGGCCAUUCUAGUAAGAGAUUUUAUCAACUCUUCAGCGAUUGGCGGUAGAAACUCUUUCGGUCCUGGUAUUAAUUUGCCCAGCUCGGCCAAAUUUACGGACUCUCUUAACUGUAUUGCACAAUUGAGUGAUCACGACAGUCCUUUGUAUUUAAGUCUGCCAUCAAAUAUAAAUUCGUCUUGGCAAAUAACAACAAGCCAAUAUAGCAUAGAACAGCUUUUACAAUUAUCACGGUCUCAUUUCGUUUCAAAAAUUGAUAUUGAAAAGUGGGACAGCCUGCUGACGCCUAUAUUCAACGUGUGGAAGAAAAUUAACCAGGGCGUGGGAAUAAUUCAACUGAAAGUCACAGACGAAAGCACCAAAGCUGAUUCUGCUACUCCAAUUGAACAGUUUUGCGCAUUGGAAUGGAAACACGCAAUAGAGUUGGUUCAGAAAAUCCACAAAUCGCUCGCUGCCCUUAUGAAAGUCGUCAGAGGCGCUUUGGUGCCUAGCAGAGAAAUUGCUUAUCUCGCUAAAUCAAUAAUCGAGCACCAAACACCUCCCUCUUGGCUUAAGGACUGGGAAGGCCCUCCAGAACCCAUGCAAUUUGCUCGGACAGUCGUGUCCAAAGCUCAGUCAGUGCAGACCUGGAUGCAAAAAUGCAAGCAGGGGAUCUUGCUAAAAGAAAAUCUCAACCUUUCGGAAUUGUUCCACCCUGACAACUUUUUAAUUGCCUUAAAACAACAGACAGCUAGACAAUUUAAACUACCCCUCGUAGAUUUGCAACUAACAUCAAGUUUGACUGGGCAGUUGACCAGUGCGCAUUUGUCGGUAAAAGUGUCUGGUCUUUACAUUGAGGGCGCAAAUUUCGAUUCGGGAAUUCUGACUGCGGUAAAACCACAUUCACCUGCACUAAACGAAAUUCCAUCUUUCUAUUUUGCUUGGCUACCCAAAGGAUCUAUUGUAAAAUCGCAGCACCAUGUGAUAGUACCUGUGUACCAAUCAAUUAACAGGGAAAACCUAAUUUCAAGUUUAGAACUUCCAUGUUCGGGAUCAAAAUCACAGUGGAUUUGUGCUGGAGUAGCUUUGUUCCUUCAAUCACAGGAAUAAAAGAACAUGAAAAU
Molecule: messenger RNA, 12717 nt
Organism: Neocloeon triangulifer
Lineage: Eukaryota; Metazoa; Arthropoda; Insecta; Ephemeroptera; Baetidae
Gene: btv
Product: cytoplasmic dynein 2 heavy chain 1
Exons: 66
Coding region: 41-12703 (4220 amino acids)
Biological process (GO): microtubule-based movement
Cellular component (GO): dynein complex
Molecular function (GO): ATP binding; ATP hydrolysis activity; minus-end-directed microtubule motor activity
Source: RefSeq, a predicted model, not a curated record